Molecule: messenger RNA, 2025 nt
Organism: Chiloscyllium plagiosum (whitespotted bambooshark)
Lineage: Eukaryota; Metazoa; Chordata; Chondrichthyes; Orectolobiformes; Hemiscylliidae
Product: homeobox protein Hox-A13
Biological process (GO): regulation of DNA-templated transcription
Molecular function (GO): DNA-binding transcription factor activity, RNA polymerase II-specific; DNA binding
Source: RefSeq, a predicted model, not a curated record
GCCACUAGUCUCAAUGUUGGACGUGAUAUGACAGCGUCCGUGAUACUUCAUCCCCGCUGGAUCGACACAGUAAUGUUCGUCUACGACAACAGUUUGGAUGAAAUUAAUAAAAACAUGGAUGGAUUUUCGGGAGGGAACUUCACAGCAAAUCAAUGCAGGAAUUUGAUGACCCAUCCAGCAUCCCUAGCUCCCAGCUCUGCCUACUCGUCGAGUGAAGUGCCAGCCUCUGGCAUCGCUGAACCUGUCAAACAGUGCAGUCCUUGUCCUGCUCAAACUUCGUCCAGUGCCGCCCUUCCUUAUGGAUACUUUGGGAGCAGUUACUAUCCCUGCCGCAUGAGCCACCAUAGCAGUAUCAAGUCCUGUGCUCAGCCCUCUACCUUGUCUGGCUAUCCUGCCGACAAGUACAUGGACACGUCUGCCGGCGAGGAAUUCACCUCCAGAGCUAAGGAGUUCGCUUUCUAUCAAGGUUACGCGGGGCCGUACCAACCGAUGCCCAGUUAUUUGGACGUACCUGUGGUUCCUACCAUCAGCACUGCCGGGGAACCGAGACAUGAAACAUUAUUAUCCAUGGAGAGCUACCAGCCCUGGGCAAUUACCAAUGGGUGGAACGGGCAAGUCUGCUGCUCGAAAGAGCAACCUCAAGCUACCCACCUCUGGAAAUCAAGCUUGCCAGACGUCGUUUCGCAUCCCUCGGAUGCGAGCUCUUUUCGGCGUGGGAGGAAGAAAAGAGUGCCUUACACCAAAGUGCAGUUGAAAGAACUUGAGCGGGAAUAUGCCACCAAUAAAUUCAUCACCAAGGACAAACGAAGGAGGAUAUCUGCAUCUACAAACCUCUCUGAGAGACAAGUCACUAUUUGGUUUCAAAACAGACGAGUCAAAGAAAAGAAAGUUCUCACUAAACUGAAAAGUAACAGCUAGUGUGACAAUUCCAGAGCCAAUCGGACUUCAUUUGAACAUUUUACAAAUUACUGAUCUCAGCCUGAAGAGAAAAAACAAAACCCAACACGGCUCAUUUUCUUGAUGCUAGAUUUUUUUUUUCUUUCUGCGUGCUCCUUGCUUUUUCUUGACAAAAAAAAAGCAAAAACACACAGCAAAUAUCUCGGAGAGACAUUGUAUAAUGAUGUUGUGAAAGCAAGCUAAUGUUCGCCAUAAGGGAAUCAUGCCCAUCUUAGCAAGAAUCUAAAAGGGUUAUUAUUUUGAAAUGUAGCAAACCUGCUGGCUUAGUUACUUACUGCAUAUAAACCCGACCAUUUCAAAACAAUAAUUGUACCAAUUGGAUUGAUAUAGUACCUCCACACAAACCUCACCAAAGCACCUAAAGAAAAUGUGUUUUGCUGGAAAAGGUUCUGGUCAACAAAAUGCUAGAGUGCAUGAGAGUUUUUCCUCAGGUAACCUAUGGGAUAUAUCGCGAAAUAUGAAAUAAAAUGUAUGUUUACACACUACAUUUUCUUUGGAUGGGUUGCGCUAUCUUUAAAGUUUUAAUGUACAGGUAGAAGGAAGAAUAUAUUCUAAAUAGCAAUGUAUAUGGGAAAGAAAAUACGUACUAUUGAAGCACUCUACAUUUCGACCUAUGUAUAUAUUAUGAGCAUCCACGCUUUCGGGAAUUAAAUAGCAGACCAGAUUGCCAUUUCCUACAGAGCAGAAGAAAGAUCUGUCUGCAAACAUGGAACCACCCCUCCCGUGUAAAUUAACUAAAUAUUAAGUCUUUUCUGCCUGCUUGUUACGUUACCCACUUCACAUAGCAUUAGGCUUCACGCAGACCUAAGGCGCACAGCUUCCUUCUUAAAAAUGAUGACAUCUGCGUGCAACUGUAUUUUUUUUUAAAUACUGCAAUGUUAUAUCUGCAUGCACCCUCCUGCUUAGUUAAUAUAUACCAAUAAUAGUAAAAAUAAUUACGAAUGAUAAUCACAAAAUUAAGAUGUCUCGCAUUAUUCUGCAGCUGUUUAAUUUGUAUACCCUGUUGUCUUUUUCAUCUAGUAAAUUACUUGCAUUACAAGAAAUUAUUUCACGAAUAAAAUAUCUUCA